AUGGCCGCAGCCACUGCGCAUGAACCCUCUGCUUCAGCCACCUCACCAGAGGAAGAGGAGGAGCUUCAAUUUGGCCAGGCUUGGAAAGGCGCGGCCAAACCUCCUCAGAGACCGGGACUUGUUGAUCAGCCCAAUGGUGGAAGGCGAAAGUCGUCGGUCCAAUUCCAUACUGCGCACGCAGAAGACACCAUCCGAAGAGAAAGCGUCGUCCAAGGCUCACGAGUCUCCUUGUCUUCGCGGAAAAUGUCAUCGCCCCCUCCUCCCACGCAUUACCAACGCGGCGUCUCCUUUGACACAAUCGACAAUCGAGAUGCGUCCACUGAAGCUUUCACCUUGCAAUACAAGCACUGCGACUUCGCUGCCACUUCACGAAGCCGAACUUUUCUGUGCGGUACAGAUGCGAAGGACUACUCUGAGUAUGCGCUGGAGUGGAUGAUGGACGAGUUGGUCGAUGACGGCGAUGAGAUUGUCUGUCUUCGAGUUAUCGAGAAAGAUUCCAAGACUGCACAUGACACCCCAUAUGACCGGGAAAAAUAUCGCACCGAGGCCAAACAACUUUUGGACAGUGUGAUGCUGAAAAACAGCUCGGAGGAGAAGGCAAUUAGCAUAAUAAUGGAAUUGGCUGUGGGCAAAGUGCAAGAAAUCUUCCAGCGCAUGAUUCAGUUGUACGAACCUGCAGCGCUAGUUGUGGGAACAAGAGGACGAAACCUAGGCGGUAUGCAGGGUUUGCUCCCGGGAUCGGUCUCGAAAUAUUGCUUGCAACAAUCACCUGUGCCAGUGAUCGUCGUGCGGCCGAGCUCCAAACGAAUGAAAAAGAAGAAGAAACGACAAAUGGAAAGCGGUCGCAGCCUCUACAGCAGCAUGCUCGAGCAAGCCCAACACGCUGGAGGGAGCCAUGUGUAUGAAAGUGCCAGCCACAGUUCGAUAUCAAUGGAAGCUACACCAAAAGAGGUCGAUGCCGUCACAAAGGCAAUCGGCGCUCCCAGGCGCGGGAUAUUGAAAGGCACAUAUGGGGGCCCGCUUGCUCGAGUAACGUCGGCCAAAAGUGAUGUGACGUCUGACGAUGAUUCGCCUGAGCGGAGCUUCGCCUUGCCCAUAGGGUAUUUGAGCACCGCAACUGCUCCGAGGGCCGACCUUGCCAUGAACAGUCCAAGCAUUGCUGCCUUGGUGGAAGACUGGGAUGACAACGAGACAACGCCGACCGAACGGGCAAGGUCGCCCAACCCCCCUUCGAAGCGAUCUGAGCACCGCGAGAGCGACGCUGCCAUUUCUGACGAAGAAGACAUACGCCUUCUCGUGCCCAGGAUCGUUGAAGAGCGACGACCGUCUGUCAGGGAGACGACGCCUUGGUUGGCAGACAUCCUGCGCGAGAAACCACAACGGCGGUCAUACAGCCGAGGCAGCCACGGUCGAUCACCCUCCAGAUAA
Messenger RNA from Fonsecaea multimorphosa CBS 102226, 1428 nucleotides. RefSeq lists its product as uncharacterized. NCBI's taxonomy places the organism in Eukaryota, Fungi, Ascomycota, Eurotiomycetes, Chaetothyriales, Herpotrichiellaceae. The transcript has 2 exons. Bases 1 to 1428 code for a protein of 475 amino acids. The record is from RefSeq and is a predicted model, not a curated record.